Hemiscyllium ocellatum (epaulette shark) is the source of this 708-nucleotide messenger RNA. RefSeq names its product gastrula zinc finger protein XlCGF49.1-like. The record is from RefSeq and is a predicted model, not a curated record. The coding region runs from base 1 to 708 and encodes 235 amino acids. Lineage: Eukaryota; Metazoa; Chordata; Chondrichthyes; Orectolobiformes; Hemiscylliidae. The transcript has a single exon.
AUGUUUUGCUGCUCCAGGUGCGGGAAAGGGUUCACUUGGGUGGACAACGUCCAGACCCAUCAGCGAUUCCACACAGGGGAGAGGCUCUUCAGUUGCCAUGAGUGCGGGAAAGCCUUCAGCAAUUCCUCCGACCUGCUGAAGCACCGGCGAGUCCACACGGGGGAGAGGCCAUUCAGCUGCCCCGAAUGUGGGAAGGCCUUCAGCGACUCCUCCAACCUGCUGAGGCACCGGCGGGUCCACACGGGGGAGAGGCCCUUCAGCUGCCCAGAGUGUGGGAAGGCCUUCAGCAAUUCCUCCAACCUGCUGGCCCAUCAGCAGGUCCACAUGGGGGAGAGGCCCUUCAGCUGCCCAGAGUGCGGGAAGGCCUUCAGUAAAUCCUCCAACCUGUUGGCCCAUCAGCGGGUUCACACAGGUGAGAGGCCCUUCAGCUGCCCAGAGUGCGGGAAGGCCUUCAGCAAUUCCUCCGACCUGCUGAGACAUCGGCGAAUCCACACGGGGGAGAGGCCUUUCGCCUGCCCAGAGUGUGGUAAGGCCUUCAGCAAUUCCUCUGACCUGUUGUCCCACCGGCGGGUCCAUACCAGGGAAAGGCCAUUCAGCUGCCCCGAGUGUGGGAAGGGGUUCACCCGCUCCUCCAAACUGCUGGCCCACCAAUGGGUCCACACCGGGGAGAGGCCGUUUGCCUGCCCCGACACUGUCCAUCAACACUAA